AAGCGUCAUGGGUGGGGCUGCCGCUUGCAGACCCAGGAUUUGAACAUGUCGCGCCUGCAACGGGUAGCCGGGCGGGAUCCGCGAGCGGGUUUCAGAGCUGAGAGGAGAGACUGCACUACUGCUGUGCCCCAGGGGCUGUUAAAGGCGGCGAGGAGGAGCGGACAGUUAAACUUGUCGGGUAGGAACCUCAGUGAAGUGCCUCAGUGUGUUUGGAGAAUAAAUGUGGAUAUCCCUGAAGAAGCUAAUCAGAAUCUUUCCUUCAGUUCUGCUGAACGAUGGUGGGAACAGACAGAUUUGACCAAACUAAUCAUAUCAAACAAUAAACUUCAGUCACUGACAGAUGACCUUAGACUCUUACCUGCACUGACUGUUCUUGAUAUACAUGAUAAUCAGCUAACAUCACUUCCUUCUGCUCUAAGAGAACUUGAAAAUCUUCAGAAGCUUAAUGUCAGCCAUAACAAACUGAAAAUGCUCCCUGAAGAAAUUACAAAUCUGAAAAACCUGAAAGGCCUGUACCUCCAGCAUAAUGAACUAACUUACAUACCAGAGGGAUUUGAACAACUUUCCAAUUUAGAAGAUUUAGAUCUUUCAAGCAAUCGUCUUUCAACUGUUCCUGUUAGUUUUUCUUCUCUGUCUAGUCUGAUACGACUCAAUCUUUCCAGUAACCAACUGAAGAGUUUGCCAGCGGAAAUAAGCAAAAUGAAAAGAUUAAAGCAUUUGGAUUGUAAUUCAAAUCUCUUGGAAACUAUACCUCCUGAAUUGGCUGGCAUGGAAUCGCUAGAAUUGCUUUAUUUGCGGAGGAAUAAAUUGCGUUUUCUACCAGAAUUUCCUUCAUGUAGACUAUUGAAGGAAUUGCAUGUAGGUGAAAACCAAAUUGAAAUGUUAGGAGCAGAACAUCUUAAGCAUCUGAAUUCCAUUCUCGUGCUAGACCUGAGGGAUAACAAGUUAAAAUCUGUUCCAGAUGAAAUUACAGUACUACAGUCUUUGGAAAGGCUUGACUUAAGCAACAAUGACAUUAGUAGUCUGCCCUGUUCAUUGGGAAACCUACAUUUGAAAUUCCUGGCACUAGAAGGAAAUCCUUUGAGAACCAUUCGGAGAGAAAUUAUAAAUAAAGGAACUCAAGAAGUUCUAAAAUAUCUACGGAGUAAGAUCAAAGAUGAUGGGCCUAGUCAAGACUCUGUUACUGAGACUGCCAUGACAUUGCCAAGUGAAUCCAGAGUGAAUAUGCAUGCUAUCGUCGCAUUAAAAAUAUUAGACUAUAGUGAUAAGCAAGCACCUUUCAUUCCUGAUGAAGUGUUUGAUGCAGUAAAAAACAACAUCAUCACUUCUGUUAACUUCAGUAAGAAUCAACUAUGUGAAAUUCCAAAAAGGAUUAUAGAACUGAAGGAAAUGGUUUCUGAUGUCAAUCUCAGUUUUAAUAAGCUUUCCUUUAUAUCCUUGGAGUUAUGUAUGCUUCAGAAAUUGACGUUUUUAGAUCUAAGGAACAAUUUUUUAAGUUCUUUGCCUGAAGAAAUGAAAUUGUUGAUAAGACUACAAACGAUCAAUCUUUCCUUUAAUAGAUUCAAAAUGCUACCUGAAGUUCUCUAUCAUAUCUCAACGCUUGAAACAAUUCUGAUUAGUAACAAUCAGGUUGGAUCUUUGGAUGCUCUGAAAAUGAAGAUGAUGGAAAAUCUUAGCACAUUGGACCUUCAGAAUAAUGACCUCCUGCAAAUUCCACCAGAGCUUGGUAAUUGUGUGAACUUAAGAACUUUACUACUAGAUGGAAAUCCAUUCCGUGUUCCUCGAGCCACUAUAUUAAUGAAAGGAACAGCUGCUAUAUUGGAGUAUUUGAGGGACCGGAUUCCUACUUAAAUGAUCCCAGUCAUCAUGUUAAAUCUUAGAAGAAUAUUACAUUUUGUUUUAGUAUCAUCCUAAAGGUGAUUGCUAUAACUGAUCUUCUAGUUUCUCAGUUAUCACCCAGCCAUUGGUAUAAUUGGCCUGGGCUAUUAUCACUGCCAAUAAAUAUUUUCCAUUGAUAACUAUUCAACAUUUUUUCUAAAGUGUUGUGUACAUUUAUAACGAUAUUAACUACAUACACUUAUGGAGUGUUCAUACAUUUUGUCUGAAUGUUUUCCACAGGAUUUAUCCUACAUUUAUCCCACAUUCAUUCCCUUAAAAUUUGUAAGCACUUUCUUUGAAAGUGAAUUUUUAU
Molecule: messenger RNA, 2191 nt
Organism: Marmota flaviventris (yellow-bellied marmot)
Lineage: Eukaryota; Metazoa; Chordata; Mammalia; Rodentia; Sciuridae
Gene: Lrrc40
Product: leucine rich repeat containing 40
Cellular component (GO): cytoplasm
Molecular function (GO): protein binding
Source: RefSeq, a predicted model, not a curated record